AAUCAUUAAAUUGACAUUGGUGUCCAUAAUCACUUUAAAAUUUCAAUCUAUACAAAAGUUGUCUAACCUUCAAAUUCAUUGUGAUCUCACCUUAUGCGGGAACUAAUAUUAUGGGACGUGUCAAUCCCAUACAAGUUUAAAUUUAUUUUCGAAAUGAAAUACUCAUAUAGUUACAGUGUCAUAACACGUGUCUAACAAUUUCUUCAACAGUUCAGUGUAUACAAUAAUUUCUUAGUCAGUUUCUGUUAUAAAAAUAACAAUGAAGCACCCAGACGCAAAUGCAAACACAUUGAAGUAUGUAAGCCUUGUAACACUUACUCUUCAAAAUGCAAUACUAGGACUUAGCAUGAGAUAUGCAAGGACCAGAGAAGGAGAUAUGUUUCUUUCAUCUACAGCUGUACUUAUGUCUGAAGUAGUGAAGCUAAUAACCUGCCUUGCUAUAGUCUAUGUAGAAGCAGGUGGAAUUGUAGGACUCUUGGAGACCAUAGAUAAACAAAUAUUGAAAAAUAAAAUGGACACUUUAAAGGUGUGCGUUCCUUCGUUCGUUUACGUCGUACAGAAUAAUUUGCUUUAUGUUUCUGCCUCACACUUAGACGCUGCAACCUACCAAGUAACAUAUCAGAUGAAAAUCCUGACAACAGCCAUGUUUGCCGUAUUUAUUCUUCGCAAGGAAUUAAUCAAAACGCAAUGGAUUUCCCUUGUAACGCUGAUAACUGGUAUUGUUCUUGUACAGCUCGCCGAUUCGAAAGAAGCGGUGUCAUCGCAUGACGGACCAGCCCAGAAUAAAGUUCUAGGUUUCCUCGCGGCAUUGUCAGCCUGCGUCUUAUCUGGUUUUGCGGGAAUUUACUUUGAGAAGAUUUUAAAAGGGAGCGACGUUUCUGUAUGGAUGAGAAAUGUACAGCUCAGUUUGUGUUCUAUACCGUUCGGCCUGUUAACCUGUUUCGUGUCCGACAGUUCGAUAAUUAACAGACAGGGAUUUUUCUUCGGAUACGACAAGUUUGUGUUCUAUCUAAUUUUGUUGCAAGCUGGGGGUGGGCUGAUUGUUGCUGUUGUCGUGAAGUAUGCUGAUAAUAUCUUAAAAGGAUUUGCUACUUCCUUGGCUAUAAUUAUUUCUUGUGUUGCUUCUAUUUACUUAUUCAAUUUUAAUUUGACGAUACAAUUCGUUUUAGGCGCAGGUUUUGUCAUAUUUUCUAUAUUUUUGUAUGGAUAUCAACCGCCUAAAAAAGAGCUGUUGAGUAAGGUUUCAAAUUUGUAAUCAUAUUAUAUUACAUUACAAAUAAGAAUCUGACUUUAAUUUAUAGGUGCAUUAGUUUAAGAACACUAUGAAAUGGUGAAAUGGCAUUGUACUUAUUAUUAUUGAUGUAUAUAUUUUAUUAAUAUUCUAAAUAUAUUUUUUAUAUUAA
Molecule: messenger RNA, 1403 nt
Organism: Aethina tumida (small hive beetle)
Lineage: Eukaryota; Metazoa; Arthropoda; Insecta; Coleoptera; Nitidulidae
Product: UDP-galactose translocator
Exons: 4
Coding region: 260-1255 (331 amino acids)
Biological process (GO): pyrimidine nucleotide-sugar transmembrane transport
Cellular component (GO): Golgi membrane
Molecular function (GO): UDP-galactose transmembrane transporter activity
Source: RefSeq, a predicted model, not a curated record